CAGCUACUAUGUUUUGCUAUGCGUAUUCGCAAGCAAAUCAGCUGCCUGGAAGCUAAAAAUUUACCAACAGUGCAAGAUUUUAAAAUUAGAACGCAAUUCACGCAUUGGGCGCGGUAUCGCAACUUUAGCCGCCAGAGACUAUAAUCUGCUCCCAGUGUAUACGGUUAAAAAUAGAUAUCAAUAUUCAGCGGCUGCCUUUUACCGUGAGCGGCAAAAGUUUGUGUUCUUCACUUCCUGAUGCAGAUUCACGCAGUUCGAAUUAGAGGCCCGAGUGGAUGACUAAUUUUCUCUGUAGCAGUAAAAAAUGUUCGCUCAAACUGAGGAUCCGCCGGUUAUCGGUGAUUGGUAUCGUGAGAAAAGCCUCGGUAGCGGUGGAUUUGGAGUAGUGACAUUAUGGAAAAAUCAGCAAACGAAGGAGAUGGUGGCGAUAAAAAAGUUCCACAUUCUGCACGAUAAAAGCGAAAUGACGGAUAAGCACUGUGAACGAUGGCAGAACGAAGUUUCGCUGAUGACUAACAAAGUUCGAAAUGAAAAUAUUGUGCGUACGAUCCAGGUUCAACCGGAGAGCUUUCUUAGAGAACUGGCAAAGUAUUCGGCAAAUAAGCUACCAAUACUUUGCAUGGAGUUUUGCGAAGGUGGAGACCUAAGGCGAGUUCUAAACCGGCCCAUCAGUUGCAGUGGUUUAAAAGAGCUGGAAGUAAGAGAAAUUCUACGUUCGCUUCGUAAUGCUAUCUCUUGCUUGCAUAGUUUGAAAAUAACCCAUCGCGAUAUCAAACCGGAAAAUAUCGUACUUAAGCAAGAGGGCAAUCGCACCGUGUAUAAACUUACUGAUUUGGGAUACGCAAAGGCACUGGACAAGCAAAGCUUGAAUGCCAGCCUAGUAGGCACAGUAGAAUACAUUGCGCCUGAUCUUAUCUAUUGUGAUCGCUACAAUUGCUCCGUAGAUUACUGGUCCAUGGGAAUCAUAGCGUUCGAAAUUAUUUGCGGCAUACGUCCGUUUAUUCCCCACACCUCAGUUGCUAAAUGGAUGAUGCACGUUCAGCAGAAAAAGUCCAUGCAUAUAGCUAUCACGGAGGACAACCGUGAUAAUUACACCUACCAUAGUGAACUAUUUUUAGAGAACUACAUUGCACCUGGUUUGAAGCAACACCUAGAAAAGUGGUUAGUUUUGGCCUUAGAGUGGAACCCAAAGCAGCGAGGACAUGUUUUUCAGGUUGGAGAUGAAGAAUUGACUGAACAACAGCUGAGAUCGGUUAAACUUGCCGACAGUAAACCGGUCCAAGUGCUCAAAAUUUUCUCACUGCUGGACACGAUUCUACAAAAGAAGUUACUAACUAUCUUUUCUCUGUACGAUUUUCGACUAAUGAGUGUCGAAAUUAGCGAAAGCAGUACCUUUGAGAUGGUAAGACAAACUGUCACAAAAGUAACGGGUAUCCCUAAAGAUGCAAUUGAGUUCGUUCUACCACUGGAGCAAAAGCUAGACCGCAUUGCAGAAGACACCAAACCCAUUGAUCUCUAUUUGCCGGGCUUCUACGAGAAACCUAUGCUUUUCAUAAUUAAUAAACAAGGUGCCAUAAUACAGCCGGAUUUGAAACCGGAAAUACCAAAAAGUGUAACAGAUGUAUUUCAAAACAUAAAGGUUAAACUAAAGCCUCACAUGCUCCGCCAGUUUGCUGCGAAUGCACAUUAUUUCGUGACGAAAGAGCAGCACUCGUAUAUCCUGGCCUUGGAGGGAAUAAAAAACUACGGGUUGAUGCUUAACGAAGAGAUCGUUAAGUACAAGGUUGAAGUGAGCCGACUAAAUAAAAUUACUUAUGGAAUGAGUGGCGGAUUGGAAUUUCAUAAGUUGGCUCUGGGUUAUACCAGGGACAAAAUGGUUAAGAGAAAGUUUUCUGACGAACUGCUGCAGAAAACCAUCGUUUUGUGGGAAGAACGAUGUACUCACAUGGAAACUAGUAUCCUGAAACUGCUAGAAAUAGCAGACAAGAUAACUUUACGUUACGAAUCCGUCCUUAAGCGCAGUCGGCUCUCCGUUUGCCACCAAUUGCUGAAGGAUUACGAACAGCAAGAUCCUUUCAAUUUGAAGGCUUUGGACGGACGUUACGAGAUUGUCCGUGCCCAAAUAUUGGAGAAAGCUACGCACGAGAAAUCGCACAUCGAUAUGCUACAGGCGGUCUACGAGUGUCUGAAGAAGAGAGACAUUUUGCUGCGCGACUAUGAGUUUAAGGAACUACAACAGCAAAUGAUAGAUAUCCGUCGAGAGAUGCAAGAGAUACGAAAAGCGCUGGAGAAGGCUCUCGAACAAGCGGAAAAGUUUAAAAAAGAACUCGCUAGAAUAACAAUUGAACAUAACGAGAAUGUAUGGAAUCUGGUGCACAAUAUUUCUAGCAGUUCAUCCAACUCGGUUUACAAUGGUGCUUCCUCGCCGCUACCAGAUAUCGAAGGAAUGAUGAGCUCUCUCCGGUUGGAGUCAUCAGCUAGUAACGAUUUAAGCUUCCGUAUCGGCGGCACUGUUUCCACUCUGCAGGAUUCUAUGGGGCCAAAUUCUGUAAACAAAAGUUUGCUAUGUUUCGGCGAGGGACCAGACGUUGAAUCUUUGAUUAGUGCCAACGAUUCACUGAUAAUGACAACCGACGAUUUGAUCAACGACGGAUUCGAUUUAUUCAAGUAAAUCUGCCUGUGCUAUCCGUUGAUUCCAUCGCAUAGUAUAUAUGUAUCAUGCUAAAGUGUACUGAUUGCCGAUUAAAAAUAUAUAUCAUUUCAACUUCGUUGAUUUAUUUUCAAAUAGAAGAAUUUGAAUAUAUUAAUUCACUAAA
Molecule: messenger RNA, 2816 nt
Organism: Wyeomyia smithii (pitcher-plant mosquito)
Lineage: Eukaryota; Metazoa; Arthropoda; Insecta; Diptera; Culicidae
Gene: IKKbeta
Product: inhibitor of nuclear factor kappa-B kinase subunit alpha
Exons: 5
Coding region: 305-2671 (788 amino acids)
Biological process (GO): tumor necrosis factor-mediated signaling pathway; peptidyl-serine phosphorylation; positive regulation of transcription by RNA polymerase II
Cellular component (GO): IkappaB kinase complex; cytoplasm
Molecular function (GO): IkappaB kinase activity; ATP binding
Source: RefSeq, a predicted model, not a curated record